AUGAUUGAACCUCAAUUGAAUCACAUCACGCAUAUAAACUCAAAUAUAGAGCUACAAAGCUCAACAAAAAAUGUUAAACCAGUAGCUCUUUCAUCUCCUAUUCGCCCAAAUAUAAAAAAAGCUCACCAACUUAAUCAUAUCUCGAAGCAUUACAAAUAUAUUCAAACUCCACCAACAAGUCAAGUAAAACAAGCUUCAACAAUUCAAGUACUACCAUUAUUAUCAUCAACAACAACAACUGCUGCUAUAGUAGAAGAGUCAAGUUCAUUUGAUGUGGAGUCUCCUACAUCAGAUCCUUUAACUCCAUUAUCACCAAGAGAUUUUAUUUCACCACAUGAUCCACCAUAUGAAGCAGAUUUAUAUUUCCCACCACCAAAUAGAAUGAAAAAAGCAAUUAAUAUUUUAGGAACUUCAGAUAUUUUUACAGAAUAUGUAGAAGAUAGAUAUUCACGAUUUAGACCAAAUAUAUCACAACAUAAUAAUGAUAUGAUAAUGAAUAAUUUACAUCCUUUUCAAAAAGAAAAUUAUGGAAUUGAACAAAAAAGUUUUUUACAAAAUUUAGGAUCAUGGUUCAAAUCUUCAAAAAAGACAAAAACAAUACCAACUACAAUUGAUUUGGAAAGACAAGAUGAAGGUAGAGAAGAAACCCAAGAAGAAGAAGAAGAAAACCAAGAAAAUAAAAGUAAUAGUUUUCGAACAAUUAUAAUAAAUCAAGAACCAGAACAAACUCCUCAACCAAUUUAUACACCAAGAGGAAUCCCAAUAAAUGAAUAUAUUCUAAAUUAUAAUAAAAUUCCUGAUAAUUCAAAUUUAGGUGAAGAAAUUGAAAGAAGAGAAGCAAUUAUAAAUUCAUUUGAUGAUGAUAUUAGAGAUUUAAUUGAUGGAGUUGAUAAUUUUUUAACUUCAUGUUUAGAUGGUAUUUGGAUGUUUUUGAUGAUUAUUUGGAAUAAUUGUAGUAUAUCAAUAUAUUGA
Lodderomyces pseudojiufengensis is the source of this 972-nucleotide messenger RNA. RefSeq lists its product as uncharacterized. The record is from RefSeq and is a predicted model, not a curated record. The transcript has a single exon. Bases 1 to 972 code for a protein of 323 amino acids. Lineage: Eukaryota; Fungi; Ascomycota; Pichiomycetes; Serinales; Debaryomycetaceae.